AUGAAGCAUGAAUGGACUUUUGGCUGCGCACUCGCAUUACAACUACUCACGCAGUUGGUCAAGUGCGAGCCGAGCACAGACGGAGCAGAAAUGAAGGACUAUAGUGUGCUGAAUAUCCUGCAGGAUGUGCGACAACAGCAUCACUAUGACCAGCUGGUGUUUGCUCACAAUCGCAAUGCAACUUUAGUAUCGGCAUUCGUGGCACAAACACAGACCGAGCUGGAGGAGCCAGAGGAAAUAGUAGACUACGAGAACUUUCGUCUGACCGCUAAUGAGGAUUACGAGGCGCAGUUUAUACGCAAAGUGAUGUCGGAGCUCGCAAUGCCGAUUAUACACUUGAACGAGUUGAGCGCCUUUCAGUUGAAGCAACACUUUAGAGUGCAGCUCUUAUUGGUGGUGUAUUUGGAAGAGUCACUGGAGGCGCAGUCAGCGCUAUUCAAGACGUUAGCGACAAGUUUGAAGCAUAGAACACUCUCGAAUACUUUAUUUUUAGUAAACAACGACAACACCACGGCGGCCUGUGAUGAGCUUUAUCUGGAGCAACUUUUUCAAUUUUGUUGGCAAAGCAAAAUGAUAAAUGUGGCAGCAUUGUGCGCUGACUAUAAGGUAUAAUGUAGCUUUCAGCAUAUUUUAUAGAUUUAAUUGCAAAAUAUUUUCUGCAAACUUGCAGCACACAAAGCAAUUCUACAGUUACACACACUUUCCAGUGUUUGCCUUGGAGUACAAACCCUUGAACGCCAUACAACUAAAAGACGAGUCCAUGUUUCCGGACCGCCUUCGCAACUUACACGAGUUCAAGGUACCCUAUAUAAUAGGUGGCUCUAUUCCACGCAUUAUUACCUACGAAUACAAUGGCGAACGCAUUUUGGGCGGUUCCGUUGGUCAUUUCUUCGUCACAUUUGCAGCUAAACACAAUUUUAAAAUCUACGAACCGCCAAAUAUGAAAUCCACGCCCUCGCAACAGUUAGUUCAGGCAGUGCGCAAUAAUACCGCUGAAAUUUCGAUCGGUCUUGCGUAUCCGAAUAUACCCCUUGAUGGUUUUUCUUACCCAUACGAGCAGGUUAAUUGGUGCGUUUGGUCGCCGGUGGAAGCGGAUAUACCGAAUUAUGACUUCUUUUGGAUCGUCUUCGAGGGUAUGACCUUCGCGCUGGCACUCGGUGUCAUAAUGCUCAUUUCCGUUGUGUUGAGUUGCGCGCUCUGGCAGCAUGGCAAGAAACCGGACUUGCUGCGCUUUUUCAUACAUGAAGCUUGUCUGCGCGGCGUUUUGGGUCAGUCAUUUCGGGAGCUCAGUCGCGCACCGUUCGUCAUACGUUUCAUUUACUUGCAAAUAUGUAUACUUGGUAUAUUGUUGACUACAUCGUAUAAUGCCUACUUUGCCACGUAUUGGACGAGUGCUCCGAAGGUGGCACCACUCCGCAAUAUCGAUGACAUACUGUAUUCGAAUAAGAAGAUAUUCGUUUUUGCGCCCGAAUAUAUAGAGUUGAUUGCACGUGCGGCAGACUUGCGAAAGUAUAUUCCGAUGUUUUAUGUUGAAAAAGAUUAUAAAACUUUCCUAUCGACACGUGACAAUUUCAAUACAAAAUACUUGUAUAUGGUACCAACGACUAAUUGGCGAAUUUACAAUGAACAGCAGAAAGUUUUUACCACACCCUUAUUUCGUUUACGCACCGAUAUGUGUUUCUAUAAUAAUGUACCGAUGUGUUUCCCUAUUCACAGUAAUUCGAUAUUUUCGCAAAUCUUACGAGACAUGAUUUUGUAUACGGCUCAGGCGGGUCUAACUGAGUAUUGGAGGCGUAGCGGCUUUCUGGAGUUGCUCAAAGCCGGACGUAUGAGUUUGAAAGACUUGAGUCGUCGAAAUGAGUUCCGCGCCAUGGCAGUGGAGGACAUGAAGUAUAUCUGGAUGGGUUAUGGCAUUGCUUGUGCUAUAAUGAUAACGGUAUUUCUGGCUGAGCUCUGCUACUUUCGACGCAAGCAUGCAAUGGCUUUUUUUGUAGAAAAAAUUUGGCGUCGCAUUUGUGGCAAGACGAAGUUGUAGACAAGCUGAAUAUAAAUUAUAUUAAAUAAAUGUAUUUAUUCCGUGCCUUCGCUUUUCUUUUAUUAUAUAUUUUUGACCUGACCGAAAUAGUGCUUCCUCGAAUUCUUUCCUUUAUCCUUGAUCCAUAUAUCUCUAAAAAUAUUCGCGAACUGUGCAGAGCUUCACAGAUAAGGUUCUGUAUUCACCAA
Molecule: messenger RNA, 2223 nt
Organism: Bactrocera dorsalis (oriental fruit fly)
Lineage: Eukaryota; Metazoa; Arthropoda; Insecta; Diptera; Tephritidae
Exons: 1
Coding region: 578-2035 (485 amino acids)
Source: RefSeq, a predicted model, not a curated record